AUGAUUUGUGUAAGGAAUUCGCUGUGCGUUUCAUUAUGCUCAUUUCAGUCUUUACUCUUGCUUUCUUUCUGUUUCCCUUGUCUAUUUUCUUUCUUUCUCUCUUUCUUUCUUUCUUUCUUUUUUGUAACCACCCAAUCGCCUUUCACUCCUGCUGUUUUCUUUUCUUUUCCUUUUCUUUUUCUUUUCUUUUCUUUUCUUUUCUUUCUUUCUUUCUUUCUUUCUUUCUUUCUUUCUUUCUUUCUUUCUUUCUUUCUUCCGCCCAGACCUCUUUUACUUCUUGUGUUAUUGUUUGAUUUUUUUCGUUUUUUCUUUCUUUCAACCGACCAAUCUCCUUUUACUUGUCUUUCUUUCUUUCUUUUUUCUUUCUUUCUUUCUUUCUUUCUUUCUUUCUUUCUUUCUUUCAAUCAACUAGUCUCCUUUCACCUUACCAAUUUCUUCAUUUUCUCUUUCAUCAUCACCGUCUUCCUUUCUCAGUCCUCCUCUUAUCAAGUUUUCCUUCAUCAUUACCUUCUUUCUUUUCUUUUCAUCACCUUCUUUCUUCUUUUUUGCUUUCAUCCACAUAUUUUUUCUUCUAAUAUUUUCUUUGAUUUGUAUUUUCUUCUCUCCAUUUUUCCAUUUUUUUCUUCUUCCCAAAACUGUUUUCUCUCUCUUCAUCUUAUCGUGUUUAUUUCCUUUCUUCUUCAUUCUUUUUUGUUUCUUCUUUACUCUUUUCUCUUCUUUCUUCUUUCCUUCCUGUCUUCGAAUCUAUUUCAUCUUCCUCCUUUUUUCCUUCUUUCCUUUAUACCCUUAUUUACACUUUUCUCGUUUUAUUUGUACCCUGCCCACCCCACUUUCUUUCCUCUUCUUCCUCGAAGAGAACUCCAGGUCCCUCUACGUACCCUUUCCAUCUUCGCAGAUUUUCAGAUGCUAUCUUUUGAUGUCAACCAAGGAGGAGCCAAAGGGCGGCUGAAAAAGCACCGACCGAAAGUGAACCGGACUCCUACCAACAGAAAAGGCAACCCCUGCAAAUUUCAACUCUCUCUCUCUCUCUCUCGCUCUCUCUCUCUCUCGCUCUCUCUGAUGUUAAUCAUAAGUGUCCUUUACAACGUAUUUUUUUCCUUUCUUUUCCAUUUUUCAUUCUCGUUUUCUUUCUUUCUCUUGACGCCAUAUUUCUUUACCGUAUUUUUACUUCACUGA
Acanthosepion pharaonis is the source of this 1176-nucleotide messenger RNA. NCBI's taxonomy places the organism in Eukaryota, Metazoa, Mollusca, Cephalopoda, Sepiida, Sepiidae. The record is from the annotation of a GenBank genome assembly.